AUGUCCGGGUUUAGGAUCCCUAUCGACGCUCUCACGUCGCGAAUGAACAUCUCUGGUCGUUUCGACGGCCUCCGCAACCAGUCCAUCACCACUCGGUUCGCCAACCUGCGACCUAUUUCCGAGUUCUUCGACUUCAAACGCGUCUCCAAGCCUGCCAAUUUCUCCGAAGUCCAGAGCAGAGUCAACUACAACUUGAGCUACUUCUCCAGCAACUAUGCCGUCGUCUUUGUCAUGCUCAGUAUCUACAGCCUCCUCACCAACCUCUUACUCCUAUUCGUCAUAUUCUUCGUCAUUGGCGGCAUGUAUGGAAUCGGCAAGCUCCAGGGCGCAGACCUUGAGAUUGGCAGCCUGCGCGCUACUACCUCUCAGCUCUACACUUGUCUGCUCUGCAUUGCCAUCCCUCUUGGCUUUUGGGCCUCGCCCUUCGCUACUGUCCUCUGGCUCAUCGGAGCUUCCGGUGUCACCAUCUUGGGCCAUGCCGCAUUCAUGGACAAACCGAUUGAGUCAGCUUUUUCCGAGGAGGCGGUCUAG
Molecule: messenger RNA, 531 nt
Organism: Westerdykella ornata
Lineage: Eukaryota; Fungi; Ascomycota; Dothideomycetes; Pleosporales; Sporormiaceae
Product: prenylated rab acceptor PRA1
Exons: 1
Coding region: 1-531 (176 amino acids)
Cellular component (GO): Golgi apparatus
Source: RefSeq, a predicted model, not a curated record